AUGAACCUCAACUUCACGUCGCCCGUGCUGCCCGUGUCCACGGGCCGGCCCACCUCCUUCUUCAUCGAGGACAUCCUGCUGCACAAGCCCAAACCCCUGCGGGAGGUGCCCCCCGAGCACUUCCCCGGCUCGCUGGCCUCCCGCGUGCCCCUCUUGGACUAUGGGUACCCCCUGAUGCCCACCCCGACCCUGCUGGCGCCUCACCCGCACCCCGCCCUGCACAAGCCGGAGCAUCACCACCACCACCCCUAUUUCCUCACCACCUCGGGAAUGCCGGUGCCAGCGCUCUUCCAGCACCACGCUCACGCCGAGCUGCCCGGGAAGCACUGCCGCCGCCGCAAAGCCCGCACCGUGUUCUCCGACUCGCAGCUCUCGGGGCUGGAGAAGAGGUUUGAGAUCCAGCGGUACCUUUCCACACCCGAGCGGGUGGAGCUGGCCACGGCCCUCAGCCUCUCCGAGACGCAGGUGAAAACCUGGUUCCAGAACCGCCGCAUGAAGCACAAAAAGCAGCUGCGGAAGACUCAGGACGACCCGAAGCAGGAGGAGAGCCGGGAGCAGAGCUCCCCCGAGCCCGAGCUGCCCGAAGCGGCCGCGGCCGAGCCCCGCAAGGGCCCCCCCGGCCCCUUCCUGCUGCAGGACCCCGAGGUGGACGAGGUGGACAUCCUGGAGGAGGGGGGACGUGUGCCCCCACCGCCUCUAGGACAGCCGGGGCUCUCCUGCCUCUCCUUGCGCACCCGGCCCCGCAGGUCGCCCCUGAAAGGCUCGGGAAGGGGGGCACGGCUCGGGAAAAGGGGACACAGCUCGGGAAAAGGGGUGUGGAUGCGAGGGGAGCCCCCUCCCCUCCCCGGCAAGGAGGUGGCGAUGCCCCCGGGACCCGCGGUGCCGCCGGUGCCCCCCAGCAUCACCCCAAGGCUUUAUCUGGGGUGGGGGGAGCGGAACGAGCCGAGUUGGUUUUAG
Messenger RNA from Passer domesticus (house sparrow), 957 nucleotides. It is a transcript of the gene BSX, whose product is annotated as brain specific homeobox. The record is from RefSeq and is a predicted model, not a curated record. Lineage: Eukaryota; Metazoa; Chordata; Aves; Passeriformes; Passeridae. Gene Ontology annotation, molecular function: DNA binding; DNA-binding transcription factor activity, RNA polymerase II-specific. The transcript has 3 exons. The coding region runs from base 1 to 957 and encodes 318 amino acids. Gene Ontology annotation, biological process: regulation of DNA-templated transcription.